Molecule: messenger RNA, 1533 nt
Organism: Chanos chanos (milkfish)
Lineage: Eukaryota; Metazoa; Chordata; Actinopteri; Gonorynchiformes; Chanidae
Gene: ildr1a
Product: immunoglobulin-like domain containing receptor 1a
Exons: 8
Coding region: 1-1533 (510 amino acids)
Cellular component (GO): plasma membrane
Molecular function (GO): high-density lipoprotein particle receptor activity
Source: RefSeq, a predicted model, not a curated record
AUGGUCGCACUGCGUCAUAUGAUGCGCUUUCUGGGUGGGGACGAGGAUGCCUCUGUGAGCGAACCAAGUACAGGUGUGCUGCCCAUUCAGGUCAUCGUGCCUCAGACAGAGAGGAGCACAACUCUUUUUGCCUCAGUCAUCUUGCGCUGUGAUUACACCACCUCGGCCAGUAGUCAAGAUGUACUCGUCACCUGGCGUUAUAAGUCUUUCUGCAUGGACCCUGUGCUAGAGUACUACUCCACAGCAUACCAGUCUGCCCUGCAGCUGGGCCAAGAUCCUGCCAAUGACUGUCCAGACCGCCAGAGGACCGUACGUACGGUCAUCCAGAAGAGGGGGACCAAUGAACCCACACUGGGCUCAGACUACAGAGAGCGCAAGAUCACCAUCCAGAACAAGGCUGACCUGGUCAUCAAUGAGGUUAUGUGGUGGGACAAUGGGGUUUACUUCUGCUCUGUCGACGCUGCGGGGGACACCACCGGGGACUCUGACAAAGAAAUCAAGCUCAUCGUUUACCAUUGGCUGACAGUGCUGCUCAUCAUUCUUGGGGGCAUACUCCUCAUCAUUCUCCUUGGUGUGUGCUGCUGCCAGUGCUGCCCUCAGAAAUGCUGUUGUUAUGUACGCUGUCCUUGCUGUCCACAGACCUGCUGUUGUCCCGAGAAAGCGGUAAUGCAGCACAGGCUGAUGAAGGAGGCCCAGAAAGCCAUGACGCCCUGGCUGAAUGGUCAGCCUGUCUACGCUCCUAUGAGCAACCACAGCUCCUCUUAUCAAAUGAACCCAAUGCUGUAUGCAGGCUCUGCAUCAGGCAAGAUUCCAAUGACCCCCAUGCCACUCCCCCCUCCACAGCCUGUUGCCAUGCCGCCUCCCAGUAUGCACGGUAACGGCAGUGCAUAUGGUAGUGCAAAGGGCACUAACCACAUGCUGGACUACUUGGAGAGUCAGGUGAGGGGCAUGGACGUCGCCAGCCCUCUAGUCCCUCAGCAUGGCAUUCCUCUACAGGACAUGCCCCCUCCUCCCAAGCACAUGCCAAAGAACGUGCCCUUCUCCGCCGGCCCGCCCAGCAUGCUCUCCGCGUUGGACGACCGCCCUGUCAAUCGCCGACCUCCUCCCGGAUCCGGCGGCCGGCCCCCGACCCGCUCCAGCGGCUCUUCCGGUUACGUCCCGCGCCGCGACGACCGGCGACCGCCGUCGCCCACGAGGCGCGGAAUGGUGCGCAGCUACAGCCAGGAGGACAUGCUGGACGACAGGAGCAGGUACGGAGCGGCCGGCGGCAGGGACGGGUAUCGGCCCCGUUCCCGUUCCCGCGACGACCUCCUGGGAGACAUUCGGAGGGAAGAAGGCAGAGGACACAGAGGCUACUCUCCCCAGCGUCGGGGGUCCUGGAGCGAUGACGACAGCAGGAGAGGAGCACGAGGUGGGAGAGGGGGAGACUGGUCGGACACUCCGCCCAGCUAUAGAGAGUAUGAGCCAGACUACAAGCCAGGAAAACGCUCCACCGACAAGAGCUCACGCAGCGGCAACAGCAUAGUGAUCUGA